Molecule: messenger RNA, 1210 nt
Organism: Musa acuminata AAA Group (dessert banana)
Lineage: Eukaryota; Viridiplantae; Streptophyta; Magnoliopsida; Zingiberales; Musaceae
Exons: 3
Coding region: 130-912 (260 amino acids)
Source: RefSeq, a predicted model, not a curated record
AUCACUUGUCAUCACUGUCUUGGACUUUCCCCACCACCACCACCAAGAGUCUCAAGUAAGCACCACUCCUCCUUCACUUCCUCCCUCCAUCUCUGCCACAUCAGAGCAAGAGGGGAGAAAGAGGAGGGAAUGGGCAGCUCAGAGGAAGAGAGGCUGGUUCAGAUGGUCCAUGACUUCAUGGAAUCAGACGCACCACCACCACCACCCACCACUCCAUCCACCACCGGAACCACCUCCCUCCACCAGCAAACUCUCCUCCUCCUUGAGGGAAUUCUUGGGGACAACACGCAUGCUGAAAUGGAGGUCUUUGAGAAGGCCCUGAAGCAUGUUAGGGAUGCAGGGGAUGAAAGGAAGAGGAGCAAAGUGAAUAAGAGGCUAAUGAUGAGACUAAGAAUGGAUGGUUAUGAUGCUUCACUCUGUAGGUCUUCUUGGGUUGCAACCAUGGAGUGUCCUGGAGGUGAUUACGAAUUCAUAGAUAUAGUAAUGGUGGAUGGGAAUGGUGUCUCAGCAAGGAUAAUAAUAGACAUAGACUUCAGGUCCCAGUUUGAGCUUGCCAGGCCCACCUUAGCCUACACUCAGCUCUCCAGCAUUCUGCCUCCUAUCUUUGUUGGCAAGGAAGAGAAGCUUAAGAAGGUUGUCUCCCUUCUGUGCUCAGCUGCACAGCAGUCCCUGAGAGAGAGGGGGCUCCACAUCCCCCCAUGGAGGAGAUCCAGCUACAUGCAGGCCAAGUGGCUCUCCUGCUGUCAGAAGGCUUCAACCAUUCCCUACACCAGCAGCUCCAUCCAGGACAUUGCCAAGCUCAAGGGAAGGCAUGCCUCCACCAAGAGCAAGGGUAGGGAUGCUGAAUCCAAGGGGCCAAAAGGGUCUGCUCUCUCCAGCCAGUUCUCUCACCUGAGUAUAAAUUGCUGCUAAGUUGGAUUCCAGUCUUACAUAGUAGUUUGUGGCCUCAUGAGUUUGGGUCUUUGUGUCACCAGGACUUUUGUCAUGUCUUUCUGCACUGAGGCACUGAAUCAGUUUUGCUAAAGGAAGUAGUGAGAGUGAGACAGAGAGAAAUAGUUUUGGAAUGUGAGUCCAUCUUCUAGAAAUAGAUGGGAAGGUCAUUUUGGCAGGGGUUGGUUGCUGCCCCUUGUAGACACUUCCUUGCCUGGUUUUGGCUGCUCUCUAUGGGAGCAUGUAUGACUUUUUGUCCUCCAUAAAUAUGUUGCUGGUU